AUGACGCAGUGCGAGACAGAGCGGAGGCGGGGCCAGUCGGUGCUGCGGCCCAACAUCCGACUGCUGUGCUCGCUGGGGCUGUGGCAGCCGGCGGGCUCUGCGCUGUUCCACGCCUACACGGCGGCCGUGCUGGCGGUGGGGGUGGCGCACCUCGCCGUCGCCUCCGUGGGUCUCUGGUUGCGGCCCGGGGGCCUCGCCGAGGUCACGCUCGGGCUGGCCAACCUGUUCGUCAUUCUGACAGCGCUCACCAAGUCGGCGCUGCUGCUGAGCCGGCGGCCGCUCUUCUACGCGCUGGUGCGCCGCGUGGACCAGCUGGCGGCCGAGCAGCAGGUGUUCUGCGACCGCGACUCCUCCCUGCUGCAGCUGAGCCGCCGCUCGCAGGCGCGCGCCACCCGGCUGACCCUCUUCCUGCACUGGUACGUUCUGUUCGCCCUCCUCUCGUGGGCUGUCAUCCCGCUGUUGGCACCCCCUGGCGAGCGCCUCUGGCCCUUCCAGCAGCUGCCCCUGGAGCCCUGGGGUCGCUCCCCGCUGUACGAGUGCUCCUACGCCCUCCAGUGCGUCGGUACCGCCUAUUUCUCGCUCAUCAACAUGGACACCGACUGUUUCUUCAUGGCCGUGAUGGCCCACGUGUCUGUACAGUUCAGAAUUCUGGCGUCUCGCUUCGCCGACCUGAACACCGUCGAGGCGAUGGUGGCCGAGUCUAAACCGAGCACUGUCCGCGAAGUAAGCUCUCAGAUCCGACUGGGUCACGACGUCGUUCACCGACAACUGCGUGCCUGCGUACAGACUCAUCAGAAGCUACUGAGUCUGGUGAGGUACCUGAACAUUGUGAUGAGUCCUAUGGCGAUGAUGCAGUUGGCGGUGGGCGCUAUCAACACGUGCAUGGUGCUGUUUCCGGCCACAUAUAGUGAAGACGACGCGGCUGUCAUGAAAUGCUGGGGCGCGCUGCCUCUAAUCGCUACACAGGUGUUCCUCUACUGCUCCGGGGCCCAACACCUCAUGGACCAGGUAGUCCUGGCAUGGCGCAACAGAGUGGUAUGUGCACAGGCAGAAGCAGUGUCCACGGCGGCGUACAGCUGCGGGUGGCCAGAGUCCAGCUGCCAGCUGCGGCGCUCCCUGCUGCUGGUGAUCUGCCGAGCCCAGAGGCCGCUGGCACUGACGGCUGGCAGGAUGUUCCUCAUCAACAGGGCCACCUUCCUUUCGGUUGGUGGUGGUGGUAUAGUAUUCUGCCUUACGGCAGGUUUUGUCAUGGGUUAA
Messenger RNA from Schistocerca cancellata (South American locust), 1257 nucleotides. Its product is annotated as odorant receptor Or2-like. Lineage: Eukaryota; Metazoa; Arthropoda; Insecta; Orthoptera; Acrididae. Gene Ontology annotation, molecular function: odorant binding; olfactory receptor activity. Bases 1 to 1257 code for a protein of 418 amino acids. The transcript is spliced from 5 exons. The record is from RefSeq and is a predicted model, not a curated record. Gene Ontology annotation, cellular component: plasma membrane. Gene Ontology annotation, biological process: sensory perception of smell; detection of chemical stimulus involved in sensory perception of smell.